Messenger RNA from Parathielavia appendiculata, 1295 nucleotides. RefSeq lists its product as uncharacterized. NCBI's taxonomy places the organism in Eukaryota, Fungi, Ascomycota, Sordariomycetes, Sordariales, Chaetomiaceae. The record is from RefSeq and is a predicted model, not a curated record. The transcript has a single exon. Bases 298 to 1047 code for a protein of 249 amino acids.
GGUAAUCCGUACACCGGUCCAUCUGUUACUGGAUGGCGAGGGCAGGACCUCAGUACCGUGGCACUCAAUCGCUUCCAUUUCGGCGCCAUUUGGUGUUGGUGCCAAACUAAUAUGGUACAUGUAGCUGCCUAGCUAGGUACCUGCCCGGACUCAUCAGGUUUUCACAUCAUAUCCAUCUUUUCCCUCUUCCUUCUUUUCCAUUUCCAAGUGCGACUGACAUCGCGCGAGCUGCAUCACCUCGCCUUACUGCAGCUCCAAAAAUUCUGAAGCUUUGAUGCUCAGCUAUUUGAAAACAUCAUGCAUUUCAACAUCCUCGCCACUAGGCUCGCCGCCCUCACAGCCAUAACGGUAUCGGGUGUGUCAACCAGGUUCUUGCCCGACUCGCCUCCUGUGACUCUGCAGCACGAUUCGCUCGCGAAAAGACAGGCAACUACAACGCUCCAACCGUCAAGAACUCAAAGCACGCUCUCGCCGGAUCCUUGGCAGUGUAUAACCGAGAACAUCACACAGUAUUUCGUCAACCUGCCUACGCCUACCGGGAACGUUCUCUCUGCCAUCGGCUCGUACGGCGAGGAAGUGGUCAAAGAAUGUAGAGCCACGGCGACCGGCCAUGACUAUGUCUUAUGCACCGUGUCGAACCCGCAAGAUUGGUGCGGCUUCACCACUGCCGCACCGCCGGAUAUCCUUUCCAGCUACUCGACCUACGUCUCCGAGGUAGUGUCUUAUUGGACUUCCAAGAGCUCUACCAUCUCCAUUCUUUCGACUAGCUGUCCCGUUACCUGGAGAAAUAUUUACCCGCACGAGCGCGAGUGGCUCAAAAUUGCUACGGCCCAUGCAAACUGCUAUCUUGAGGCGUAUCCCCAAACCCAGAGCGACACUACGGCGCCGACUGCCACGACCGGCGAGGCCAGUACGUCGACAACGGCAACAGCGCGAACGACCAUAACAACAACGACUAGUGAGGCUAGUGUUUCUCGCCGCGGUCAUACUUUGGAAGCCCUUGCCUUGAUGAGCACGGGACUUGUGGCACUCGCCAAUGUGGCAUGAUACGGUACCUUCAUGUUCUCACCUUGGACUCGGGACUAAUACGUGUGACAUGGCCCAAAAUGGCAAGCAAAUGUACCUUAGAAACCUAGCCUUAGAAAAGCCAGCUCCUGGGGGACUGUUUGUAGUUAGUACACAUCGGUAGCUGUUGGAAACUGGAUGUAUAAGGUAACGUUACCGAGUAAACACAUUUCAGAUAAAGUAGACGAGCGAGACCGAUCACCAACCCCUCAACGCCCAAUUUCCCUUGC